AUGUCGAAAUCAAGCCUACCCAGCGUCGAGGAUCUGCCGUCGGCAGAGGAGCUGAAAGAAGAUGCUGUCGUCGCAACGAAACAAACAUUCGCGAGUCUGCGAUCCCUAGUGGCAGGAGGUGCUGGUGGUGUGGCUGCCGUCAUUGUCGGACACCCCUUCGAUCUGGUCAAGGUGCGCUUGCAAACCGCUCAAGCCGGCGUUUACAGCGGCGCAAUGGAUGUUGUGAGGAGGACUGUUGCAAAGGAAGGUCUCGUGAGGGGUCUUUACGCUGGUGUUUCGGCUCCUCUGGUUGGAGUCACUCCAAUGUUCGCCGUCAGCUUCUGGGGAUACGAUCUGGGCAAGAAGCUCGUCAGGUCGCUCAGCACAGUAGAGAAUAACCAGUUCACCACUGGCCAGAUCUGCGCCGCCGGUGCCUUCUCCGCCGUUCCCACCACCGCCAUCGCAGCCCCCUUUGAGCGUGUCAAGGUCUUGCUGCAGAUCCAGGGUCAAAAGACAUUGGCUCCCGGCGAGAAGCCAAAGUACGCAGGUGGUGUUGAUGUCGUGCGUCAACUCUACAGGGAGGGUGGUAUCAGGUCUGUCUUCAGAGGAAGCGCCAUGACACUCGCCAGAGACGCUCCUGGAUCAGCAGCCUACUUUGCAGCCUACGAAACCGUCAAGCGUGCACUCACGCCCAAGAACGCAGACGGCACACCCGGCGAGCUCAGUCUGCUUGCCGUCAUGGCUGCUGGAGGUGCUGCCGGUAUUGCCAUGUGGAUUCCUGUCUUCCCCGUUGACACCGUCAAGAGUCGUCUGCAAUCGGCAGAGGGCAACCCUACCAUCAGCGGUACCGUCAAGGAGCUCUACAGAAGAGGAGGCUACAAGGCAUUCUUCCCUGGUAUUGGUCCCGCAAUGGCUCGUGCUGUCCCCGCCAACGCUGCCACUUUCCUCGGAGUGGAACUGGCCCAGAAGGCCAUGUCCAAGAUGUUUGACUAG
This is a messenger RNA of Aureobasidium namibiae CBS 147.97, 972 nucleotides long. Its product is annotated as mitochondrial carrier. The transcript has 4 exons. The record is from RefSeq and is a predicted model, not a curated record. Gene Ontology annotation, cellular component: mitochondrial envelope. Lineage: Eukaryota; Fungi; Ascomycota; Dothideomycetes; Dothideales; Saccotheciaceae. The coding region runs from base 1 to 972 and encodes 323 amino acids. Gene Ontology annotation, molecular function: O-acyl-L-carnitine transmembrane transporter activity. Gene Ontology annotation, biological process: carnitine transmembrane transport; mitochondrial transport.